CUAAUAUAUCCAAACAGAGGGAGUACUGUAGUAAAAAGAAGAGUGCACUUGCUAGAUCACACUGAAUUUUAUCAAGAAGUCAUGGCUGGAACACAAGAAGCAGAGGUGUUACUGUCAAAGCGAGUCCAAGAAAUGGUCUUAGAUGGUGAGGAGCCACCAGCACUUUACAUAUGCAGACAUGGUGAAGAUACUGAUGAUUAUUCCACGGUAUCUCAGAUUCCGGUUAUCGAUUUAAGCCUUGUGUCACCUUCUGCAGCAUCAACAGAUAUAAGCAUUGAGGAACUGCAAAAACUCAGAUCAGCUUUGUCGUCUUGGGGAUGCUUUCAGGCAAUAGGUCAUGGGAUUUCAAGUUCAUUCCUUCAUGAGAUGAGGAAGGUCGCGAAAGAGUUCUUUAAGCAGCCAGUGGCGGAGAAGAAAAAGAUAGCCAAAACUGUUGAAGAAUUCGAAGGGUAUGGUGCAGACCCUGUCCCUGAAGAAGGACAGCCUCUUGAUUGGUCGGAUCGUCUUGUUCUUGAAGUACACCCUCCAGAUAACAAGAACUACAACUUGUGGCCAGAAAAGCCAGAAUCAUUCAGAGAAAUUUUAGAGGACUAUACCAAGAAAAUUAAAAUGGUAGCAGAAGUCACAUCUGAAGUCUUUGCAAAGUCACUGAAUCUUGAUCAUAACUGUUUUCUGGAUGAGUUAGGUGAUCAGGCAACAAUAACCGCGAGGUUUAAUUACUAUUCUUGUUGUCAGAGGCCUGAUCUUGUUCUCGGCCUUAAACCACACUCGGAUGUUUCAGCUUUCACCAUGAUUCUGCAAGAUGAAUCAGGUCUUCAAAUCCGUAAAGAUGACAAAUGGUUUACAGUUCCAAAAAAUCCUGAUGCUCUUAUAUUCAUCUUAGGGGAUUACAUGGAGAUAAUGACGAAUGGAAUAUUCAAGAGUCCGGUGCAUAGAGUACUGAGUAACUUACAGACGGAGAGGAUUUCUAUUGCCAUGUUUUACAAUCCUCCAGAAGAUAUAGAAAUUGGACCACGAGAUGAUUUGGUCAAUGAGGAAAACCCGAGGUUAUUCAAGAACGUCAAAGGUUAUGUUACAACAUACUUUCAAUAUUACCAGAAGGGGCAGAGAGCAAUUCAUACAGCACAAGUCUGAUUAUACUAGAGGAUCUUCUUUGAUGUAGUCAUAUGUUGCAAUGUGGUUUGCUUUAGUAUGUUUUUCUUUAGUAUGUUUUUCUUCCUUAUGCAUUAGUUUUCGUUCAAUGUAAUAAGGUGCAUGUACCUAUCUCUUUCAUGAGCAAAUUUGCAAUUUACAUAUCCAGUCUGGAAAAACCGCUUUUCUUUUGAGUA
Molecule: messenger RNA, 1328 nt
Organism: Daucus carota subsp. sativus
Lineage: Eukaryota; Viridiplantae; Streptophyta; Magnoliopsida; Apiales; Apiaceae
Product: jasmonate-induced oxygenase 4-like
Exons: 4
Coding region: 82-1134 (350 amino acids)
Source: RefSeq, a predicted model, not a curated record